Trichogramma pretiosum is the source of this 8077-nucleotide messenger RNA. RefSeq names its product alpha-2C adrenergic receptor (gene Octalpha2R). The transcript has 4 exons. NCBI's taxonomy places the organism in Eukaryota, Metazoa, Arthropoda, Insecta, Hymenoptera, Trichogrammatidae. Gene Ontology annotation, molecular function: G protein-coupled amine receptor activity. Gene Ontology annotation, biological process: adenylate cyclase-activating adrenergic receptor signaling pathway. The record is from RefSeq and is a predicted model, not a curated record. Gene Ontology annotation, cellular component: membrane. Bases 3073 to 5217 code for a protein of 714 amino acids.
GCUCGUAAGGCUCCUCGCGAGACGGACGCCUCGCGCGCGUCUUCGUCCGUCUCUGUUUGUACAUGUGUGUUAAACCCAUCACCGAUAUAUAUCUACGUACAUAUACACGAGCCCCACUGUUGUACCGCUGCCGCACGCACCCAUCGCAUCGUAUCGCGUAGUCGGUGUAGUAGUCCGUGCACCGCUAAAGAGAGAGCGAGUGCGAAACGAGGCCAAAAGUGCAGCACUCCGCUACCCGCUUUCUCUCUCUCACUGUAGUCGCGUGCAUUAUAAACCGAGGCGGCGAAUUACAAAAAGCUCUCUAAGAAAGAAAGAAAGGCAAAAAAAAAUCAGAACGAUACGACGCACGAACGGAAUCUAAUCGAACGUCGUCGUCGUCGUACAUGUGUGUACGCGUUGAAAAAAGGUGUGUGACUUUAUCCGCUCUCCUGCGAGAGCAGAGAUAUCGUUUUCGCGCGCCAUAUAAGCGAUAAUAACGGCUGAUGUGGUAGAGCAGUGGAAGAAGUAUAAGGAGCAGAAGAAGUAGAGAAAAAAAAGACAGAUCAAAGUUGCAGAUCCUCGUGGUAUUUCCUGCUAUUUCAUCCGACAUACCCUCUGUACUAGAGACGAGAGAGAGAGAGAAAAGCUCUCGACGGACGAGACGAGAGGAUACCACUACUACCAUUACUAUCGGCUGCACUGUUGUACCCGCCUCUACGUGUGCAAUCUGUGUGUAUCAGUGUCCGAGUCUCUCUCUACGUCUGUAGUAAAGAGAGAGGAAUAAAACGAGCCGAGAGAGAGAAAGAGAUAACCAGUGCGCGCGGAAAGUCGAGCUUGCAGCAGGAGUAGAAUGAUAAAAACGACGUAGCCGACUGACCGGCAUUUAACGGCUCAUCCAAGUUUAUAUAUACCCUACUCUCCCGCUGUGUAAGCCACUCUCUUUCUCUCGAUCCCCCAACGAAUACACACACGACCAACGAGUUGUUCUGUGAUUUUGUUUUGUUUUGGUUGGUUCGAGUUUCGUCGAGGUAUAUAUAAAAUAAAUGAAAAAAACUUUUUCUUAUACUCUCGAGUGCUACGAGUGCUACUUUGAAUAUAGUAUAAUAUAAGUUAGUUUGUGCUACGCGGUAGGUAGGUGUCUCUAUACACCACCUGCUCCACCACGGAUUCCUAGGAAAAAAUCGCCGCUGAAAACGGACAAUCGCGCGCGUGUGCUUGUGCCGCUAGUUCCAUUAAAGCCGAAGAAACUGCGCUAAUAGUACAUAUACUGCAGAAAAGGGGCUAAAGCCGGCAAAAGUCUGCCUGCCUGCCUGUUCUUGUAUCAAAAGCUCGGGGCUCUUACGCAGCUCGCUCGCUCGCUAGCUCCUUUUAAACGUCACGGAUAAUUAAUUAGUUCUCGCAGCUCUGUGUGUGUGUGUGUGCCAGUGCUGCCGUGCGCGCGCGAGCUUUUGCCGUUACUGCUGCUGCAGCUCCUGUGUACGCGUGUACGUAUGUACAAAGUCUCGGGCAAAGCGGCGUAAAAGAGAAAUUGAAAGUUCACAAGAGCAGCGGUGGUGCAGUAGUGGUAGUGGUGUUGGUGUGUUAUGUUGUGCUGUGCCGCGCCGCCGCGAGUCAAGGACACAACACGGGACUUCGAACUUCGUGCGGAGAGAACGAACGAACGAACGAACGACGCCGCAUAUACGACUAGUAGUUGGCAGAUAGGCAAAAUAUGAUGCAUCUGUAUGGAAAAUACGAGGAAACAGCUCGAUUUGCCAUUGAUCAGCGGCUUAUCGGGGGAUAAUCUUCCUUCCCCAGCUUCGAGAGAGAGAGAGCGAACGACUUCGGCUUCUGCCGAGCACGUAUAGGAUAGAUAGCUGCCUGCUUUUUUUCCCUCGUACCCGAAAAGUGGUGAAUAUAUAUAAUACUCGGGGAGCUCUUUCACUUCUCUCCUUGGGAGAAGAUAUGACUCGAUCGUCGUCGCCGCUGCCGCCGCCGUCGUCGUCAUUUUUACUCUCUCUCUCUUCUAGUAGAUCGAGUGUAGAGCUCUAGCGUAGGUAGUUGGAGCGAUGCGUUGAAAAAUUCAUUUUCUCUCUCUCCUCCUCCUCAGCAGCAGCAGCAGCCAGCCUGCUCCACAGAACGUUUUGCAUAAGAGCAAGAAGAGAGGAAAAGCGUUCAAUAAAAUGCCGAGAGCCACGACGUCAUUGCCGUGGAGUCUUCUUGCCGAAUAAAAAAAAGCAGGGGCAUGCCGGCAGAAAUAUAUCGAGUCACCUCCUCAUCCUCCUCCUCCUCCUCGACGACGACGCUCCUUUUAUCAAUCUAAUCCAAUAAGUGUAGUCGCGAGUUCUAAUUCUCCCACUUUUCUCUCUGUGGGUUUAAAAGCCAACUACUACUACUUUAUCAAGCCGAGUGAAAAAAAAAAUAAUUGAGAUGUGAGAAGCUUUUGUGAGUGUGCAGUUGUUUGUUCCUAGUUGUAUCACGUGUGCGCGAGUGAAUCUUCGAAGAACGAAGAAGAGAGAAGAAAAAUCAGCGUCAUUCGAUAAACGAGAGGCGUGUGUACGUGCGUGCGGUGCUCCGAAUCCUCGAGAGAGAGGAAAGAAAGAGAGGCGGUGGUAAAGAGGAAGAAGGCGAUGACGGAGUCGUGAAACGUGGCGAAGGCGGGCAAUGACGACGGCUGCUCAGCUAGUAGCCCUGACGACGAGAUGCUCGGAGCUAUCGACGAGAGGAAGAACAAGAUCUCGAUCUGUCUUAUUAACGACGACGAUCGCGUUGCUGAUGUGCUCGUCGCUCACGACGUCGUCCUCGUCGUCGUCGCCGGCGUCGACCGCAGCAGCCGUAGCCAAAAACAGCGGCUCGUCGUCGUCGUGGCCGCAACAGCAGCAGCAGCAGACCGUUUGCAACAACGACAGUCCAAAUUGCAGCAGCGUCAACAACGCGACGCUGCCUAUGAUAAUAAUACAGAGGAUAGCGCGGCAGAGCAGCGACGCGACGAGAUAGCAGCAAGAGCAUCGUGUCGUCGUCCGAGACGAUGGCAACAAUUACAGAAAGGACUCGCUCGAUUAUGGCACGUCGUCAUCGUCGUUGUCGUCGUCGAAUCAGCAACGCGACGUGACGAUGAGCACGAGUGUCAACGACGACAACAACAACAACAACAAGAGAUCAAACGUAUUGUCCACGGACUACAGAGCUCGAGGUAGUCCAGGCGUGGCGGGGGGCGACUACGUAAGUUACGACAUUAUGAACACGUGGGACGUUGCUCGCGACGACUCUCUGACGACGACGACCUCGACCACUACUACGAUAAUAUUAUCGAGUGCGCAGACAGGUGAUAUCGCCCAAGUGGCAUCGUCCUCGGAAGCUAAUAGUAAUAGUGAUAAUAAUAAUAAUAAUAAUUGCCGCGACCAAGACAGUAUCGACUCGUGCGUCGAGGAACAGGAGGAGAUCGAGGAAGACAUGAGCGUCGCUGGUAAUAACAUGGAUUACGACGACGCGAUGAUGCAGCAGCAGGUGGACGGCGCGGGCAGCCAGCUGCUCUUCGGUUACGGCGCCCUGACGGCCUUCGACGCCGCGUUCAACGGCACGUUCUCGGACAGCGCGAUCGUCGACUUAGCCGGCGGUUCGAAUCUCAGCGACUGGAACUCGAGCCUGUACAACGACAGCUACAUCCUCGAGGGCACCUAUCCGUCGGGCUACGGGCUGCCGCACAUCAUCUUCGCCUCGAUCGUCGUCACUCUGCUGAUGAUCGUGAUAGUGAUCGGCAACAUGCUCGUGAUCAUCGCCAUCGCCACGGAGAAGGCGCUGAAGAACAUACAGAACUGGUUCAUCGCCAGUCUGGCGGUGGCCGACUUCUUUCUCGGCCUCGUCAUAAUGCCGUUCUCGCUGGCCAACGAGAUAAUGGGCUACUGGAUCUUCGGUUACUGGUGGUGCGACAUACACUCGGCGAUGGACGUGCUGCUGUGCACCGCCAGUAUCAUGAAUCUGUGCUUGAUCAGUUUGGACCGGUUCUGGAGCAUCACCAAAGCCGUGGAUUAUCUGAAGAAGCGCACCCCGACGAGGGCCGCGCUCAUGAUCGCCAUGGUCUGGGUGCUGUCGGCGGUGAUCUGCAUACCGCCGCUGCUCGGCUGGAAGAGGUCGCCGCCCGAGGAGGAGUAUCCCAAAUGCAAGCUCUCGGAAGACAUAGGCUACGUGAUUUACUCGGCGCUCGGCAGUUUCUACAUACCCUCGUGCAUCAUGGUGUUCGUCUACAUCAGGAUAUACUUCGCCGCCAAGGCUCGAGCGCGCCGCGGUAUCCGCAAGGCGCCGCGCCCGAGGCCGGCCCAGCCGCCGCCCGAGUCGCCCGACAUACGCCAGACGAGCUUCACCCAGCUCACGAGCUCGACCGGGGCCGGGGGCGGUCUCAGCAUCGGCGAGGCGAAAAAAUCGCCGAGCUCGACGAUGGAGAACGUUGCCACGAUCGAGGCGCAGCCUGUGCAAAUACCGAUCGUCACCUGCGACUUCGCCAGCGACGUCAGCACCUCGGAGGCCGAUCCGAACAACGGGGGUGGCCAGCUCGGCAUGGACGAGAAGGACACGCUCAAGGUGAGCAUGCCGCUGUCGAUGUCGCAGAAGACGAAUCUCAAGGCGACGCUCUCGGUGAACGGCGAGGGCCAGUCGAACAUUCCCUCGCGCUGUCGCGCGCCCUCCGUCGGCAUCGACGUGGACAUGGUGUCGGAGCUCGACCCGUCGUCCUCGGACAGCGGCGUCGUGUCGCGCUGCGCCGUCGUCAAGCCGCUCAAGCUGCGCUUCUGCAAGCCCAUCUUCGGCCGCAAGGCCCUGGAGAAGAUGCGCCAGCAGCAUCAUCAUCAUCAUCAUCACCAGCAGUCGCAUCACCAGCAGCCGCAUCACCAGCAGCAGCAGCACUUCGGCGGCGGCAGCUUCAACAGCGACCAGGACGACAAUCGCAGCCAGCGCGACAUCAUCGUCGUGGAGAAGCCGCAGAAGCCGCGCGAUCCCGAGCGCGAGAAGCGCCGUCUGGCGCGCAAGAAGGAGAAGCGCGCCACCCUCAUACUGGGCCUGAUCAUGGGCAGCUUCAUCGCCUGCUGGCUGCCCUUCUUCUUUCUCUACAUCGUCAAGCCGAUGUUCCCGAAUCUGGCGAUACCCGAGCAGGCGUUCGCGAUCGCCUUCUGGCUCGGCUACAUGAACUCGGCCCUCAAUCCCGUCAUCUACACGGUCUUCAACAAGGACUUUCGCCGAGCCUUCAGAAGGAUACUCUUCAAAUGAGCCGGUGGCGGGGUUCCGCUGUCGCCUUGAGAACGAGCAGAGAAAGAGAGAGAGGGACAGACUUUUUCCAUUGCUAUUAUUCUAUUCUGGCUCGAGGACUACUCGUCGCAUCUGCCGUACGCUGAAACACUGCUCGAAGGUAUCCGUCGCAUCGAAUAAGAAGACAGAAAAAAUAAAUCAAGCAUACUAAUGGGCAGACGCAGACGAGAGAACGCGAACAAACAAAGGUUGUUUCAACUGGAAAAUUCAACGUGACUUACUCCCACAUACCUGAGCGAGGCGAGCCGAGUGUCUUUAAAAGCGAAGAAAUCAAAGCGGACCAAAUGAAUCGGCUAAAGUCUCGCGCGCAGCUACAACGGAUGGACGUCACUCAUCGUUUAUAAAUAUAUAUUAUAUUAGUAUAUAAAAUGAAGCAUUAUUAUCGAGUGCAGGCGCAGAGAUAACCGUCCGUGUACUCUUAUAACUACCCUCCCACGAGUAUGUAGAUCUUUCGUUUUCUUGCCUCCCACUAGCUGCUCGCUGCUGCCGUUACUGUACGGUUGGUGCGACGACACGGCGGCAGCGACAGAUCGACAGAUCGAGAGUCUGAGCCACUGCGUGUGUAAUUAUCAUGAAAUAACAGCCGAUUCUCUCGUUCUUCCGCACAUCCUCGCUAGUGAUCGCACUGUAUUAUUCACCAUGUUAAAUUGAUAAGAAUUCUUGGAUCUCGAUGCGUAUGUGUGUGCGUGUACUGAACACGUGUACGUAAAUAUUGAUACAAAAAUAUAAUGCGUAUGCAUAUUAGGCACAGCGUGUGUAUGUCUGAAACACGACAUUCAAUGGUGCCUUUCGAUUCGAUGAAUGACAAUUUUUUUUUUUUCAUCUAGCUAUUUUCUCCCUCUCGACUUUUCGAUACAGACGGACGGACUCACGUAAAUCCACUCGGUUUUUUUUCGUUUGCCUCGUUGUGGCCUCGCAAUGUUAUACCCCUUUUAUACAUUAUAACGUGAAUAUUUGCAAAUGCGGGUUCACGCUAAUUGGUCGAGUCGACACCGUAUCGUAUGAAGGCUCGGCCUUUAUUCCAAGGGCACGAGUAUUAUGUGGGAACUCUAAAUUUUUGCCCAGUGAAAUAUAUGAUUCUGUUUUAUCUUGGGUCAAUGGGCAUGCGUGCAUUGUUCAUAUUCAAAUACUUUUGUGAAAAAAACAUGAAAAAAUUCGAAGCUAAAAAUUCAUUCAAGAGGAAAAACGAAAAAUAAUCUGAAGAAUUAUCUUUACUUAACUUGAAAAAUAAAAAUGAGGAUAUUAAUUUUUCUUUUGUCAUAUGGAUAUGUCAACGAAAAUAUCACUCUAUGAUACAAAGCCUCCGGACCAAUAUUAGAGAGGUAAAAAUUAUUCUCAAACUGCAAGCUUUUUAAAGUUCAUUACAUACUGUAUUUAUAAUGGCAAAUUUUACUAAUAAGACUGUCACAGCGACUAAACAAAAUAAAAUCACGACAAGAGAAAUAUAAUUUCGCAUGAAUUCGCCUAAAAAACUAACUGUACGUAUCAAUAAUCAACAAAUGAUACAAUAUUUAGAGAAUCGACUGACCACCAGAUGGCAGUGAAAUAAAUAUCUAAUAGAUAUUGUUAAAAGUUAAAUUCAUAGGAAUUUUAAGUUAUGCAAUUGAAUAAUAUUUUUACGAGACACAUCAGCAUUUGGGAUGGUUUCAAUUGUCAUUUUUAUCUAAACAAUGCCCCCCCCCCCUCAUUUUUGUUUUGACUAAAUUGUACAUUGACUAGACAAAUACUAUUAACUCACUCAUCUUACCCUUACAUUAACAGCAAUUAUGAUUGAAUUAUCAGUAGUUUUGGGUUUUUGAAAAUUAGGAAAAAAAACAAUUUCAAGACUCGAAGAUUUUUAAUCAAAAUAUAAAAUUGAUCAAUAUACAAUCAAGCAGACAAUCGUCGUUAAUAUACUCUCUUAGAUCAUUUUAUUUCUUAUUUGGAGUUUUCAAAGUCAAACUUUUUCAAUAAAUCAGUUACUUGACUCGAAAAAUGUUGCAAUACUUUGAGAUCGUAUAGAUGAAAAGGAAGAAAAAAUUUAAAUUAGGAACAAGUUUCAUCGUGAAUUACUUUGCAUAGAAAUCUCGAAAAAAAAAUUAUCAUCGUCAACUUUUUGGAUCGAAUACCUAGGGCACGCGCUUUCCACCCGAUUUUCCAUCGCUGAGCGCAACACUGUUCAAGAAUGAACAUUUAAGGCGUACGCGCGAAUACAUAAAUUUUGUACGCGAUCUGCACACGCGAGAGACGCGCGAGGGGUUUGCGAAACAUCUUAUCUUUUAACCCUUCUUCAAACGACCACUUGAGAAACUCAUCCGGUUCGCGUGCAUUAUAUACGAGGGGAAAAAAAAGAAAAAAAAAGAAGACGAGAAAGAUCAAGCUCUUUGGAAAUUUCUUUUUUUUUAUGUGUCACUGUGUCUUAUACACAUAUAUAUCACACCCAUACGCAAUCUUAAAAUUGAGAUCUCCGUUAGACAGGAACACACGUCGACGAGUACUCUUGAGAUAUGUAGAGGAUAAACGUAAGAUUAUUAUCAAUCCAAGGCAAAGCUUCGAAAUUUUUCAUCACGAUAAUGACAAUCCAUUUCGAUAGUAUAGAAAAAACGAGAAAAUUUCUAAAUCGACAGGAGCACGGUCGGCUUUUGCGUUGAGAGGAAAAAAAAACUACCAAGAGCCAGCGGAUAGAAAAAAGAACUCUUGUUUACGAAAAACAAUUUAUAAUUGUACUCCUAACAUAAAUACGAAUGCCAUUGAGUGUUUGUAUACUUAUCGUAAAUUAUAAAUAUAGGUUGACAAAAAAAACCGGACGUUUAUUCCAAUAAAUUCUUUAAACAAAAUAUAA